Molecule: messenger RNA, 888 nt
Organism: Prunus avium (sweet cherry)
Lineage: Eukaryota; Viridiplantae; Streptophyta; Magnoliopsida; Rosales; Rosaceae
Gene: UBC17
Product: ubiquitin-conjugating enzyme 17
Source: RefSeq, a predicted model, not a curated record
GGGAACACAGACGAGUUGUGAAACCGUGCCCGCCCGGUCCCUCUUUGUCCCUUUCGCCUCGCUCGUCAACACCACCACCAUCAUCACAUUCUAAUAUCUCUCUCUCUCUCUCUCUCUCACUCGGCCAUUUUCUAGAGAAAAAGCAUGACCAGCUCCUCCGCCUCCGGUCGCAAGACUUUGAGUAAGAUUGCUUGCAAUCGGCUCCAGAAGGAGCUCCUGGAGUGGCAGGUCAAUCCCCCGGCAGGUUUCAAACACAAAGUCACCGAUAAUCUCCAAAGGUGGGUGAUUGAAGUCAAUGGAGCCCCUGGAACUCUCUAUUCUAAUGAGACCUAUCAGCUUCAGGUCGAUUUCCCUGAGCAUUACCCAAUGGAAGCCCCACAGGUUAUAUUUAUCCCUCCGGCUCCACUGCAUCCUCAUAUUUAUAGCAACGGUCAUAUCUGUUUAGAUAUUUUGUACGAUUCAUGGUCACCAGCCAUGACUGUUAGUUCCAUCUGUAUUAGCAUUCUCUCCAUGCUGUCAAGCUCCACCAUGAAGCAACGUCCUGAAGAUAAUGACCGAUAUGUAAAGAAUUGUAGAAAUGGCAGAUCUCCCAAGGAGACGAGAUGGUGGUUUCAUGAUGAUAAAGUGUAAUUACCCAUGCACCGUCUUCCGUCAUGAGUUCAAGAAAUUAGAGUAGUUGGCUUUUCUGUUCAAAGGAUGACGAAGACAAAAGAAAAAGCAUUAUAAGAAACUGGGGUUUGUCCCAAUUGCUCAAUAACUCUUUAUAGAUUGACAAUGCCCGGUACUUGUAAAGCAAAGGGAACAAUUUGUGUUUCUACUGAUUUUUAAGGAACAAACUAAGGUCAGAGGAAGUUGCUUUAAGCUCAUAAUUUAAGUACCUUUCUUCCU